UUGAUGCGCUCGCAAUCAGAUGCUGUGCUGCGUCCCGAAGAGACUCGCGGACGGGGGCCCGUUCUACGACGAGGCCCCGUUCCACGACGGGAUCCUAUUUCACGACGGGGCCGAUAACAGUCCACCGUCAUCCGUUCGCGAGAUUCGAAUCGAGCUGUUUCCCGAGGAAGAUGCGCCGCCGCCGAUCUUGCUGCCGUGCGCGAUUUGCGCGCGGACCUUCAUGCCGCAGUCGUUGGAGAAGCACGCGAGGAUAUGCCAGCGCGCCGCCGUCAAGAAGCGCAAGCCCUUCGACUCGGCCAAGCAGAGGAUCCAGGGCACCGAGCUGGCUGAAUUCCAGCCCAAGCAGGAGGUCCGGCGGCAUCACCAGGACGAGAGGACGAUCAGGUCCACCUGGAAGAAGACCCACGACGACUUUCUGCAGACGAUCCGCGAGGCGCGCGGCGAAGUCAUGGACUCGCACAAGCAAAGCAAUUCGCUGACCUUGUCGGGCGCACCGACACGCGCCAACGAGAAGGGCACGUGUCCUACGUGCAACCGGCAAUUCGGUAUCAAGGCCUAUGAUCGUCAUGUGGCUUGGUGCAAAGACAGAGUCACCCGGAUGCCGGUGAGCCCGGCGACCAAUCUGGCGAAGGAGCGAUUAGAGGCGCGUAUGAGUUACAGGGCACCAGCCCUGAAGAAUCGGCGAGCCAUCAAUCGUGAGAAGUACAGUCCGGGCUCGGCGGCGAACCAGGCUGCCAAGACUUCAUUGUCAGCGCCGGUGCUCCAAAUUAAACCAAAGGAGAGUAUCUCGAGCGUUAUUUGCAAUCGAGAGAGUCAAGCAGAAUCUGUCAAGCAGAAACCUGCUAUUGCGAGACGUCCUGGACAAUUGAAGGACUCCCCUACCUCAUCCGGUCCUAUGAAAUCACGCCUUGCCGAUCGUAUGAAUAGGCCAACGGAAGAUCACGAUUCCCUACCGACAUCAACGUCCUGCCGAUCCUUCCAUCCUGCGAUAUCAUCCCGUCAUUCUCUCCAUCUUACGUUUCCCGCACCUCCUGCGAGACCAAGGAUCAACGAUCCGGUCUCCUCCAACGAAAUCACAUCGCCAGUCGCCUCGGUCAGAAAACAACUUGACCGAAGCGAAACGAUCUCUCAACGUAUUCAAAACGAUGAGGCGAGAAAUCGCGAAACCUGUUCCGCUAGAAUGCAGAAAAACAUCGUUUCCGCUAGAAGUCAGGGUCACCCGAGAGUCAACGAUGUCGCCGUGAACGAUAAGACUCUAGGAAUAACUGUGCAGCCUUAUAGGAUACACACGAAUGCGCAAAAGAACGAUCAGUUGGUGACGUGGAAGCAAAUUAGUCGUAAGAAGGAUAAUCUUCAGACUGUUACUCAUCAUAAUUUCCAGCCACUCGAUCUCGAGCGGCUAUAUGAUCGAGAGGAAGGAAAUGAAAAUAGAAAUAGGACAGAAGAAGAUUUAUCGAUUGCAGAAAAGAAUUUUAUUCGAACCGACGACAAGGACGGCGAGAUUGAUAAAAUGAACGAUGACGUCACAUGGCUAGACGGUAUCCAGAAUCUGAAUCAGACAUAUUUGAUAAAAGACUCGGAGGAUAUUGAACCACCGGAGAUUUUUCACAACAAAUGGAAGCCGAUCAAGCACAGUCCUCGUGUGGAGUUUUAUUUGAGAGAUAAGGAAGACGAAAUCUGCGAAUUCGAUCAAAAGAAAUCGAAAAGGGAAACCGUAGCGAACGACUUGAAAGAUAGGGAAGAUAAAAUCUGUGAGUUUGAUCAAAAGCAAUCGAAAAGGGAAAUCGUAGCGAACGACAAAGAAAUUAGAAGUGCACAAGUGAAAGAGUUAAAAAUGUGCGUUAAAGAUGAAGAAGACGAUGAGACUAUGGUAGGCUGUAAAAUAAAAGAAUUGAAAAAUGAUAAAAAUGUAGAAGAUAUUCAGAAAAUCAGUAGUGAAGAGAUUGAAGCGAUAUCGUACGAAACAGAAGAACUUAAUAUAAGUAGUGAAAAGGAAAAUAAUCGAGGAGCGAGCUAUGAAGAGACUAAAGUAGAAUGUAACAUUGAAAAAAUAAAAACAAAUAUUGAAGAUACAAAACAAACUGUAAAAAUAAAUGGUGUAGGUGAUGCAGAUUUAAAUAAAUUAAAUGUUUAUAAAGAAGAUGAGAAAGAUCAACAAGUGCCAAUGGAUAAGAGAAUUAUUGAAAGUACGAAAUAUAUCGAAGAAACUGAGCAAAAUUUAUCCGAAUCUAAAUUAAUUAAAUCUUCUUUAUUUGACGAAGUGCCUCCAACUGCAUCAAAUUUAUCGAAAAAAAAGAAUUUUAUUGAUCAGAGUCAAGAUAUUAUAGAUAUUACGAAUUGUAAGGACGAAAUGUCACAAUGCGAAAGUAAUAUAUGUUGCAAUAAUUCACUUGAAUUGAAAGGAAAUACAGGAACUUUUAUAUGCGAUCAACCUAACAUAAAUAAGAUAAUACCUUUAAACAAUAGCAAUAAUCAAGCUGAUUGUAAUUCGAGUCCUGAGAACGAAAUGCUUGCGUGUCAAAGCAAUAGCUGUUCAUUAGAUCUAAUAGAAAACAUUAAAGAAAUAUCAUUUCCUGCAUCCUGUCGGAUUGCUAGCCCAGAAAAAAAUCGUGCGAAAGAUGCUGAAAAAAUUGAAAUAGAUGAUGGAAGAUACGAGAAUGGUUUAAUCCGUAAUAAAAAGCCUAAGAGAAAUUUGACGAGAUUAAACGUCGAAGUAUAUUCGCUUCCACAAAAUUCGGAAAUUGCUGUUGGUAAUUACUUAACCGCACCUACAAAUAACACAUCUUUGCAUGUGAAAAAUAGCAGGCAAGAAAAAGACUUCAGUUCUGAUAACUUUGAAAAUAUCGUGAACAACACGAAAGAUGGAAAAACAGACUUCAACGUGGACUCAGACAACAGCUGUUCGAACGAUAAAUCACGGCUCCUCGGCCGUUCAAUCAUUAAAACGGAAGUUACGACAGGUGAAGGUUUGCGCAAGAAGAAUGUAGACAGUGAAUUCGAUUACGGUAGCGAUAAUAAUACCGCGCGUGUCGGGGAACGUAACGGGCUAGACGCUAAUGGUUUAGGGUCAUCAGUCACGUCGACGAACGACUACGCGAAGGUGCCACGGCGAUGCGGUAACGAAAUCUUCCCGAACGCGAGCGUGAAUUUUCCAAGACGCGCUUGCGGCGCGACUAGGAGAGCCGCGCGCGAGCGGCCGGUCGAUUCCGUCGAGAUGAAGCAAAGAAUCAGGGAAAGUAUGAAUCUUCUUCGCGGCAGCACCGAUUCCCUGAUAUCCUCGAUCGAAUUCGUGGAGCUCGCGAGCGUCAGACGGCCCGAGGCGAAUUGCGCUUACGAACGAGAGACCAUAGAGAUAAUCAGACCGAACAGUCUCAGACGGAGCAAAGUGUUCAGGGAUUUACCUGACAUAAAGAGCGACGCGGCGGAGACGAGGGAAGAUUCCGAGAGAUCGUACUGGGAGAGGACCUCCAAGAUGUCGCGGAGCAGACUGACCGAUCUCUGUCCUGCGUAUCACGCGGAAUAUAGGCUUGCUAAGAGAAAUCCUAGGGUCCGUAUCCUCCCUCCCGUCCCGAAUCCACCUUUAAUCAAUCAAAGGAAAAUUGAAUUGGAGACACGUCCCGCAUGGUGCAAUUAUGUACGCAGAAGGCCGGACUUUAAUCUCGUGCUUAAGGCUAGAACCGGCACACACAAGGAUUACGAUCCCUUCCUGCUGGCCGAGCAGCAGAUGAACGACCUACUGUCGGACACGAGCGAUCAGUCUAUGACGGGGAAUCCCAAAGUCCAACAAACUCGUGAUACCCUUUAUCCUCUCUCGCACUCCUCCGCCUUUGUAAAAUAUCCUCCCUCCGACAGGAGGUCGUCCCUCAUAGCGCCGCCCACUGAGUUCGACGAUCUCUUGUCCAACUUCUCGAGCGACUCCACCGAGACCAACUCGAUCUCGCGCGAGGUCUUCCUUAAGCCCGAUCUCGCGGGCAAAAACACGACAGACUCCGCGAGCUCAAAACCCGUCAGGGAAUUGGGCAGACGAGUCAUUAUCGACAAAUCGAAGGCACUGGGCGUCGACGAGCGUCGCGGCGGGGUUGUUAGCGCCGACAGACCGUACAAGAUCUUCGACAAAGAUACGGUGAAAAAUACGAGACCGUUAACAAACCGAUCUGGCUCGAUGCGAGCCUCGUCCGCGCCCAGGAUCAAUUCGGCCACCGACAGGAAGACCUGGGGCGACAUGAGGAAGGUUCAAGGUUCCAGGCUCGUCGAGGGUCAGAGGUCGUCGGAUCAGAAUCUCAAUCAGAGAAACAAUAAUUAUUCAUCCCUGUCCGGCAGCAACCUCAGUCUUAGUUCGAUCAUGUCCUCCUCGGAGCCGGACGUCAAGCGAUCGAACUCGAUGUUCGACGAGCUGAUGACGUCCUUCGAGGAGGACGCGUUCCCCGGACUGAGAUCCUUCCUCAAUAACGAGUCCUUCGACCUGUCCAGCCCCGGCGGCGACGGACGGCGAAACGGCAGUCUGAUCAGCGACGAAGAAUUAUCCUCUCCCGACAGCUACAAGCCGCAGGAUCACAGCAAGCUCAGCAACGACUCCGCCUAUAGCAGUUUAAAUCGCAAAUAUUCGCACCAUGGACGCAGCGCCAACGACGUGAUCGAUCGCCUCGAUGAGGACCCGCCCAGGAAUGAGAGGACGUCGCCGACUCAAACGGCCAUCAAGUGCAAGAUGUCCAAAUUCUGUCACGAGUGCGGUCAGCGAUUUCCAGAAACCGCCAAAUUCUGCUGCGAGUGCGGCGUCAGAAGGCUCACGUUAUGAGACACAACAUCGUUUUCCGAGCGUCGUAUUGUACUUUGAUAUCCGAAAAAACGACGAAGAAAAUAUUAACGAGAAGAUAUUCUCUGGAUGAAAGAGAACACAUUCAUUUUUUUUUUAUUUCGAGAAAGGUUUUCUCGAGAUCGAAUUUCGAGAAUACCAAUGUUUUCCGAAGAGAAGAAUACGCUCUAAUUUGUAAUUUCGAAAGUAUUUUAUGAGAUCGAGAGAAAGAGCUUGUUUUGAAAAUAUUGUCAGAUUGUUAGGUGAUUAACUGCCUUAUCACGAUAAUAUAUAGAGCGCUGUACAAUUCGAGCGGCUUUUAUAAAUCUCAGAGUUUCGAGAGUAACUUUUACGAGGUAGCGUUUUUAUACCAUUGGAGAAGAGAAUUUUUUUUAAUCUACUUUAGUCCGCUUUGUAGACAACGCGUCGAUUUGCUCGCUAUGUUUGAGUAGUCUAGUAGUAAUAUAUUUGAUAAGCAUUUUUUCGUCACAAACACACAUGAUGUAUGUACGCGUACACCGAGAGUCGCCGAGAGAUCGCGGAGUCCGUCCCCUUUUCUACAAAUUCACAAGUGCGACUUUUUGAUAAGCUUUUUAUACAAGUGAAGAGAAUCAUGCAAAUAUACUUCCUGUUAAAAAUAGGAGAAUUAAAAAGAAUUGAUAUUAAUAUAUACAUCUCGUAAAAAGCGUAAAAGGUAACGAUCUUUAAAAUUGUUAUAUAUUUAGUUUAAUCCCUUUUAUAGAAGUGAGAGACGAAUUACUAAUUAAGGAACACGGAUUAUUAUUUGAAAUUAAAAUAUAUUGAGGUGAAUUUCUUUGUGCUUUAUAUUCGAAUUUAAUUGUAUAUUUCGUUAAAUGACUUAGAUAUUAAUUAGUAACAUCUCCCGAAAAUUUUAAACAUUUAAUUCUGCGAAUUUCUAUCAACUCGCUUAAUUCGCCUAGUCUUCACAGGAUUCUCAUGUUUAAUGUCGUGUAACAAGAUUGAUCGUAAAAUAAGAUUAGAAAAUCGCUAGUGAUUAGAUGAGUCAUGCCGAUACGAGCAUCAACGCUCGCUCAAUUAAUGUGUCGUUAACGAGGAAAUGCGAAAUGCCGUCGACAAUGUGCGUAGAAGAUGAACUGUCAAUCUUAACAAAGACAGACGUCUUAAUCACGAUUAUAUUGCGAGAAAGGAGAUUAAUUAUAUAAAUAAAUUAAAUAUGUGCAACUAUAUAGGAACGCACAAUUGAAUCUUACGAAGUGGCCUUUCAUAUUUAUUCUUAAAUGCGAUAAGAAACGAUUAUUUAUUACAUUCACAUGCUGAAAAGCCGAAAUAAUAUACGGAACGUUCCGGAGAAUAUACAGAAUUCGGAAUCUCGCGAUUUGAGAUAAAUAAAAGAAAAAUGGAAACUUCCUCGAAUUUCCAUGAACAAAGACAUGGAUUUUAAAUUCAAGGAUGUUGCUCGAUCUAUACCAUUUUUGUAUCAAUUUCAAACAUCCUAUUUUUUUAAUUCUGAAAAGAAAGAGGAAAACUAUUUUUUCAAAGUUUUGAAUGAGAUGUGAGAAAGUUGAUUAAAUAACAUUUUACAAGCCGUAUUAAUCAAAGAUUACUUGUAACGAUUCUAACAAGAGUGAUUCGUCAAGUACGUUGACUCUCUGGUGUUCGUAACGUAUACCAAAGAGUAACAUUGCGAUAAGCGUUUGAUAAAACUGACUCGACGUCUAACUCGGAAGAAUGCAUUUCGAACUAAUUGUAUGCAAUAGCCAUAAUUUAUGUAUGUACGUCCUAAACUGUAUUUUUGCAAGUGCAAUAAAUUGCGACGCUUAUACAAUUUAACA
Molecule: messenger RNA, 6606 nt
Organism: Wasmannia auropunctata (little fire ant)
Lineage: Eukaryota; Metazoa; Arthropoda; Insecta; Hymenoptera; Formicidae
Exons: 8
Coding region: 20-4795 (1591 amino acids)
Source: RefSeq, a predicted model, not a curated record